Drosophila ananassae is the source of this 633-nucleotide messenger RNA. RefSeq names its product histone H4 (gene His4r). The record is from RefSeq and is a predicted model, not a curated record. Gene Ontology annotation, biological process: nucleosome assembly. Gene Ontology annotation, cellular component: nucleosome. Lineage: Eukaryota; Metazoa; Arthropoda; Insecta; Diptera; Drosophilidae. The transcript is spliced from 3 exons. The coding region runs from base 158 to 469 and encodes 103 amino acids. Gene Ontology annotation, molecular function: DNA binding; protein heterodimerization activity; structural constituent of chromatin.
AUCAGGUGUGGGUAUAUACUGAAAUUCGAUAGAUAGAUGGCAACACUAUCAGAGUUCACAAGUCUGGCAGCCUGGUUCGAAUUUCUGUGUUGGUCAACGUAGGUAUUGAUAUUUCUCCAUCCCUUUCAUUCACAAGGAAAUCUUAAACUGAAAAAAAAUGACUGGACGCGGAAAAGGAGGCAAAGGACUGGGUAAAGGAGGUGCCAAGCGCCAUCGCAAGGUUUUGCGUGAUAACAUCCAGGGCAUCACCAAGCCCGCCAUUCGCCGCUUGGCCCGUCGCGGCGGCGUAAAGCGUAUCUCUGGAUUGAUUUACGAGGAAACUCGCGGUGUACUCAAGGUAUUCCUUGAGAACGUGAUCCGCGAUGCCGUCACCUAUACUGAGCACGCCAAGCGCAAGACCGUGACCGCCAUGGACGUCGUUUACGCUCUUAAGCGCCAGGGACGCACCCUCUACGGUUUCGGAGGUUAAGAGGUUCGCAGAGGACUCACUGGGUUCUCCACUUGAACCAUAUAUAACCAAUUGGUCGCUCUUCAAAUCAAUAUUAACCAUUUAUCCAGCAGUAUAACAAAACAUAUUCCACUUAAACUCAAAUUACGGAAAUACAUAAAUAAAGCAUAAAAUAUCCAAGUAGA